GAAUAAUGAGGGUCCAACAACUGUAGAAUGGACAGGAAAAACUUUUACGUUAGUUUGUGUUUAUAGUUGGUAGCCGUGUCUACAAACGCGUGCAAUUUUGAACACUGCAUUUUCCCACCACAUGCAGUGUUCAAGAUGUGCUGGCGUCGGCUUUCCUCAUCUGGCCUUCGUAACACUGGUUGUGCACUCUUCGAGCGGCAGGCUCGUGAAGAGACGAAUAAGGCCGUGCAAACCUUGUGGGUCAAAAGAUUGGCCUGUGAUUUGACAGACAGGGUAGUGUUGCGUUGAGUAUGGUGUGGGUCAAAAGAUUGGCCUGUGAUUUGAAAGACACGGGAGUGUUGCGUUGAGGAUGGUGUGGAGUUUGUGAGAAAGACGGUCAAGAAGGGUGCGAUGGUUCUGUACUGGUCGACGGGCCUGGAACGGAGAAAGCAUCUCAUGUCAACGAAAAGCUGGCAGGUUUUGAAGUCAUCGACGCUGCCAAAGCUGCCGUCGAAGCAGUCUGUCCUGUCGUUGUUUCAUGCGCCGACAUCCUUGCUUAUGCAGCUCGCGACAGCAGAGUCGAGAUACGCGCUCCUCAUGCCUGGGAUAAUGCAGUCACCAGCUGCUGAGUGCACGAGCUCUUUCUCAGAAUUGCAACACUUCACUGCUCACAAUAAUGACUACGAUCUAAUUUCCUCAUAAGAGUCGGGUUAACAUACUGCGCUCCUUUCGAUAUUUGAGAGCAUUAUUCAGCCUUCAGAUAUUUCCUACUUCAAGGCUGGGCCGUGCAAGGUGGAAGAAAAGAUGGCAAUGUUUCCGUCGCUUCCAGAGCCGAAGCCGAGCUGCCACCGCCAAUGUUCGAGGUGUCUCAGCUCAUAGAUUCUUUUUCUCGGAGGGGAUUAUCGGCCAGGCAGAUGGUGGUUCUGUCCGGGGGAGUGGGAGUCUGCGACAAAUUCGUUUCGCGCCUCUACGAUUUCAGCUCAACCUUCUUGACGGAUCCCUCGAUUGACCCUGCAUACGCCACGGAGCUCAAGAACAUUUGCCCCCAGCACAGUUUCAACACCUCCAUCAAAGUGUUCAUGGAUGUUAUCACCCCCACAUCUGCAGGCGUGUUCGAGGCCAACUACUACAAGACGCUGCAGGAGCACAAGGGCCUCCUCACAUCGGACCAGUUGCUUUUCGACGAUAGCCGCACAAGGGCCGUGGUGACAUCGCUGCUGAAUAAUCGUCGAUUCCAGAAGGAGUCCGGAAAGGCCAUGCGCGCUAUGGGAGCAGUAGGAGUCACGACCGUGGGCCAGAUUCGCACCAAGUGCAGUGCGGUGAACGCAGAGGAGAUGAUGCCGAGUAGCUGUCCUUGAGACCUUAGGAGAAGGACUUUAGCUGGGCCGUGUGCUUUCCCAUUUCAUGUCUAUAAAUUCUUCAAUAAUGAAGCUAUAAAACGUUCCGGUGUUCCGCCCAUCAGGAGAGUGAAUCUGGGACAGUAAUCCUGGAGUUUGAGGACUAUACAGGUUAUGAACAAAAGUUAGAUUUCCGAGGAUAUCGCAAGGGCUAGUCACCAUCUAGAACCAAUCUGGUGCAAUGCUCUGAGUUUCUUCCACUAGAUUGCUAGCGCGGUCCGGCCUGCCAUAUUAGCACGUUGACUAUCGGCCAUGAAACAUGAACGGCUGAGAUUUUCCAAUUUCCGGUUUGUCAGAUGUUGGCUCAAAACCUGGUGGCAAACACGAAGCCAAACUUAUACAUGACCUCAGAUACUUGUACAUGACCUCAAAUACUUGAAAUACAACCUAUUAGAAAAGUAAAAUGAAUCAGAUCAACUUCCUUCAGUCAAAAUAUAUGAUUUGAAUUCACUCCCAUAUCAAUGCUCACUUACUAAAAGCCU
Marchantia polymorpha subsp. ruderalis is the source of this 1858-nucleotide messenger RNA. The record is from the annotation of a GenBank genome assembly. Lineage: Eukaryota; Viridiplantae; Streptophyta; Marchantiopsida; Marchantiales; Marchantiaceae.